AUGAAACUCCUCUGUCUAGAACAGCUGUUUAACUUCAACUGUAGUGGCUUUCGAUAUACAAUCUUUUUUUCUUUUCCUUUUUUUCUUUUCCUUUUUUUCUUUUCCUUUUUUUCUUUUCCUUUUUUUCUUUUCCUUUUUUUUUUUCCCUUUUUUUUCUUUUCCCUUUUUUUUCUUUUCCCUUUUUUUUCUUUUCCCUUUUUUUUUCCUUUUUUUCUUUUUUUUUUUUUUCCUUUUUUUUUUUUCCUUUUUUUUUUUCCUUUUUUUUUUUUUCCUUUUUUUUUUUUUUUUCCUUUUUUCCUUUUUUCUUUUUUUUUUUUUUCCUUUUUUCCUUUCCUUUUUUUCCUUUUUUCCUUUUUUUUUUUUCCUUUUUUCCUUUCCUUUUUUUUCUUUUUUCCUUUCCUUUUUUUUCUUUUUUUCUUUCCUUUUUUUCUUUUUUCCUUUUUUCCUUUUCUUUUUUUCUUUUUUCUUUUUCCUUUUCCUUUUUUUUUUUUCCUUUUUUUUUUCCUUUUCCUUUUUUCCUUUUCCUUUUUUCCUUUUCCUUUUUUCCUUUUCCUUUUUUUCCUUUUCCUUUUUUUCCUUUUCCGCAAAGCAAGGCAUUGCAGUCUCACUGUGCCGCUCUUCUGUGGAGGAAGCAACGAGCAACAUUCCUUUGUCAGUCUCUAUUCGUCGCGUGGCCCCUAUUUUAUCAAUUCUUCUCUCAGGGUUGUGGCUGAUCAGAUUGUCGUCAACCAGACUGUCACUCUGGAUGCUGCUGUCUAUUUAUCUGCACUUGUCAAUUUCACCAAAAGUGUAUCCCAUUAUAAAUCGAGCAAAGAAAUUCUCUCUUUCUGUCUGUGUCUCUCUCACACUGUGUGUGUGUCUGUCUCUCUCACACUCUCUCUCUCACCCUCUCUGUCUCUCUCUCUCUCACUCUCUCUCUGUCUCUCUCUCUCUCUCUCUCUCUCACACUCUCUGUCUCUCUCUCUCUCUCUCUCUCACACACUCUCUGUCUCUCUCUCUUUCUCGCACACUCUCUGUCUCUCUCUCUUUCUCGCACACUCUCUGUCUCUCUCUCUUUCUCGCACACUCUCUGUCUCUCUCUCUCUCGCACCUGUCUCUGUCUCUCUCUUUCCUUUUCGCCUCUCUGUCUCUCUCUCUUUCUCCUUGCUCUCUGUCUCUCUCUCUUUCUACUUUCCUCUCUGUCUCUCUCUCUUUCUUCACACUCCUCUGUCUCUCUCUUUCUCGCACACUCUCUGUCUCUCUCUCUUUCUACUUUGCUCUCUGUCUCUCUCUUUUUCCUACCUCUGUCUCUGUCUCUCUCUUUCUCACUCUGUCCUCUCUGCCUCUCUCUCUCUCUCGUUCUCUCCUGUCUCUCUCUUCCUCACCUCUGUCUCUCUCUCUCUGCCAUCUCUCUCUCUCUCUCUCUGUCUCUCUCUCUUUGCCUCCUCUCUCUCUCUCUCUUACCUCUGUCUCUCUCUCUUGCCCUUUUUACUCUGUCUCUCUCUCUUUACCUCUGUCUCUCUCUGUCUCUCUCUCUGUCUCUCUCUUUGCUCUGUCUCUCUCUCUGCCUUUACUCUCUCUCUCUCUCUUGUGCCUCCUCUGUCUCUCUCUCUUCUUGGCCUUUACACUCUGUCUCUCUCUUGGCACUUUACUCUGUCUCUCUCUCUUUCUCUCUUCCCUCUGUCUCUCUCUCUCUUCUCUCUUCCCCUUUACUCUGUCUCUCUCUCUCUCUUCCUCGUCUGUCUCUCUCUUCCUCUCUUCCCUCGUCUGUGUCUCUCUCUUCUCUCUCUCUCUCGUCUGUGUCUCUCUCUCUCUCUUCCCUCGUCUCUGUCUCUCUCUUCUCUCUUCCCUCGUCUGUCUCUCUCUUCUCUCCCUGUCUCUCUCUCUCUUCUCUUCCCUCGUCUGUCUCUCUCUCUUCUCUCUUCCUCUGUCUCUCUCUCUUCUCUUCCCUGUCUCUCUCUCUCUCUCUUCCCUCACGUCUGUGUCUCUCUCUCUCUCUUCCCUCGUCUGUGUCUCUCUCUUCUCUUCCCUCCUCUGUGUCUCUCUCUUACCCUCAUUUGUCUCUCUCUCUCUCUUCCCCCUCUCUGUGUCUCUCUCUUCUCUUGCCGUCUUCUCUCUGUCUCUCUCUCUCUCUUCUUUCUGUGUCUCUCUUCUCUCUUCCCUCGUCUGUGUCUCUCUCUCUUCUCCUCACCUGUCUCUCUCUCUCUCUCUUGA
This is a messenger RNA of Acanthosepion pharaonis, 2193 nucleotides long. The record is from the annotation of a GenBank genome assembly. Lineage: Eukaryota; Metazoa; Mollusca; Cephalopoda; Sepiida; Sepiidae.